AGACCACUGGCGUUCCCCAGGUUCCAAGCACCGACCAAACCAUUCUCGGCGCCGAAAUCGAUUCGCAUGCUCUUGAACUGAUAACACCUUCAACCACGUCGGUCUGCAUCAGCCGGGACCCAGUCUAGUGGGAUUUAGUUGUCAUGUCCUUGGCUCGCAGAAACAAUGGAUGCUACGAAUGCUGCAAGAGGCGCCUCAAAUGCGACAAGACGGAACCAGAAUGUCUCAAGUGCCUGAAGAAGGGAAUUAGCUGCUCUGGCCAGGGUCUUCGCUGUCGGUUCAGUGGUCACAUGGCGCCUGCGAGGUCCCAACCAGCACAAAAGCCCCAGGACGUUGUUUCAACUCCCUCGUCUUUUCAGAUCACGAACUCCGCAGCCGCUCCAAGCUCAAUAUCAACAGCCUCUGCUGGGACUCGAAACAGUUAUCGCUGGGUUGAUGCGGGAGACAGGCUAAGGAGACCUCGUGCUGUAAAUCCCCGCCGCAGGUCUGAAGCUAGCAGCGCGAGUCCGGGAUCUGAGACUUGUUCCAGCACAACCCAUGACGAGCCCGAAAACUCUGGAGAAAUCGUCAUCUAUCGUAACCAUGCGCCUCUCCAACUGGCAUUGGAUGACUCUUUACACCCGCAGGCACGGGCGCUUUUCAGCCACUUCGCCGAAUGUGUCGCUCCGAUUAUGGUUGUUUUUGACUCUAUAAGCAAUGGCUAUCGAGACAUUAUCCUACCUCUCGCACGCCAAGAUGGGGUACUCAGUCGAGCAGUGUCUGUCGUCGCCGCGUUCCAUCUAGCUGAAAAGGCGCCCGAACUCCGCGAUGCGGCCGAGGCUGGUCAUCACGCUAUCGUCGAGAAAUUGCGACGUGAUUCUCAUCUAAAACCAGGCCAGGUGUUUGGGCCAUUCACCUUGGCUACAAUCCUAGUACUCCUGGUCGGAGAAACCAUUACAGGGGCCGACAACUAUGGUUAUCUCCUGGAGAUGCUGGCAUGCUUGACUCAAUGCCCCGAGACUGUGAUGGCAUUGCCACUAGAGCUCCGACAGUUCUUCUGGCAGCAGGUCAAAAUGUUCCAGCUAUUUGGAUUGCCACUUUCAAACGAAGCUAAAGGAGUUCAACUCCUUACUGGGCCGCCAGAUCACUACCUCGAGUUUAUGUCCUAUCCUGGCCUUAUUCCGGGCUCAGAAGAUUACAACAACAUCGAGCUUAUACGAGGUGCUAUCUGGGAUGCCUGCGGUAUUUACCGCCGCCGAGUUGAAUCAUCUCUCUCUCAAGAUGAAUCCAUUCAUCUUGUAGAGCAGCUAAAACAGAAGGUGCUGUGGAUAGAUUCCGACACCAAAGGUGCUCAUGCGCUUGUAUGGACGUAUUUCAUUGCGGCUGCGGAGAGUAUUCUGCCAGAGCACCGGGAGUUUUUCACGCAGCGCUUGAGUGCGCUAUACAAGUAUACUCGGUUCAGGAGUAUCACUGCCGGCUUGAAGGCUUUGGAGACUGUGUGGGCUUUGCAACCAAUCCGGAGAUGGACCGAAAUCAUGACAUCUGACACUCCAAUCCUGAUUAUGUAGGAUAAAGAAGUGUGCUAGUGAAGGGAAUCCGCCUCGCAUGUUUUAUAGUUCUCAUGCGUCGGUUCAUAAAGGGAACAUUGUGUUGCUCAACGAAGUGAAUUGAAGUAAGAUGGCC
This is a messenger RNA of Ilyonectria robusta, 1662 nucleotides long. RefSeq lists its product as uncharacterized. The record is from RefSeq and is a predicted model, not a curated record. Gene Ontology annotation, molecular function: DNA-binding transcription factor activity, RNA polymerase II-specific; transcription cis-regulatory region binding; zinc ion binding. Gene Ontology annotation, cellular component: nucleus. NCBI's taxonomy places the organism in Eukaryota, Fungi, Ascomycota, Sordariomycetes, Hypocreales, Nectriaceae. The transcript has 3 exons. The coding region runs from base 144 to 1547 and encodes 467 amino acids. Gene Ontology annotation, biological process: positive regulation of transcription by RNA polymerase II.